Molecule: messenger RNA, 2580 nt
Organism: Fundulus heteroclitus (mummichog)
Lineage: Eukaryota; Metazoa; Chordata; Actinopteri; Cyprinodontiformes; Fundulidae
Product: extracellular calcium-sensing receptor-like
Exons: 8
Coding region: 40-2580 (846 amino acids)
Biological process (GO): G protein-coupled receptor signaling pathway
Cellular component (GO): membrane
Molecular function (GO): G protein-coupled receptor activity
Source: RefSeq, a predicted model, not a curated record
GUUGUUGCGUUACGUGGGUCUUUAGAGGAUGAGAAAAGAAUGAUUCAGAACACUGAUGCUGUUACUGGUGCUGGUCUCAGUGUUGAGGCUUCAUUGGUGAAAUGUACCCUGCAGGGAACUGCUCGUCUUCCUGCAUUUUCCAUAGAUGGGGACUUUGUAUUAGGAGGUGCUUUCUUCCUUCACUUCCAAACGCAAACAGUGGUAAAUAACUACACCAUACAGCCUGAGCUAUCUAGAUGCACAGGAAGUGUGAAUGCCCGGGAUCUGCACUUCACUCGUACAAUGAUCUUUGCAAUUGAGGAGAUAAACAACAGCACAAAGCUGCUGCCUGGCAUCAGACUUGGUUAUCAGAUCUAUGACACAUGCUCCGCUGUGCCCGUAGCUGUGCAUGUGGCAUUUCAACUAUCAAAUGGCCAAGACGCUGUGUUUUACAAAGGCAGUAACUGUUCUCAAUCUAGUGUUGUGAUGGCUGUUAUUGGAGACUCUGGAUCCACUCCAUCUAUCAGCAUGUCACACAUCCUUGGGUCCUUCAACAUUCCUCUGGUGAGCCACUUUGCCACAUGUGCCUGCCUCUCAGAUAAACAUCAGUACCCAACUUUUUUCAGGACAAUUCCAAGCGACUAUUACCAAGCUGCUGCUCUGGCAAAGCUGGUGAAACACUUUGGCUGGACUUGGAUAGGAGCUAUACAUUCAGACUCAUAUUAUGGAAAUUAUGGCAUGGCAACAUUUCUUGAGACGGCAUACAGAGAAGGGAUAUGUGUGGAGUACAUUGAAUCCUUUGAUUGGACCCACCCACAGAGCAAAAUCCAAAGACUUGCUGAUGUGAUCCGCAGGUCAACAGCAACGGUUGUUGUAGCAUUUACAUCUCCUGGAGACAUGAAGAUCCUCCUAAAAGAGCUGGCAUUGCAACCUGGGCCAUCUCGCCAGUGGAUUGGAAGUGAGGCCUGGAUAACUGACUCAAGUCUGAUGAGCUUCACUUUCUGCACAGGGGCCAUUGGAGUUGCCAUUCAGAAAUCUGUUAUCCCAGGUCUGAGAGACUUCCUGCUAGAUCUCUCUCCCUCUAAAGUGGCUUCUUCGUCAGUGCUGACUGAGUUCUGGGAGGAUGUAUUCAACUGCACUCUGAGAAAAACUUCUCAUCCAAACAAGAGAGCAUGCGAUGGAACUGAAGACAUAAAAACCCUUAAAAGCCCAUACACUGAAACAUCUCAAUUAAGAGUUUCUAACAUGGUGUACAAGGCUGUUUAUGCAAUAGCACAUGCCAUUCACAAUGUAGUGUGCCACAAAGAAAAUGCAACCAUACAUUGCAAUAAAUACAUCAGACUGGAGCCCAAACAGGUUUUAACUGAACUAAAGAAAAUAAACAUUUCCCAAAAUGGUUAUCAUAUUUCAUUCGAUAAAAAUGGGGACCCUAUAGCUUUUUAUGAGCUAGUAAACUGGCAGAAAAGUGAAAGUGCCAUUAUUGAGCCAGUAACAGUGGGGUACUAUGAUGCAUCACUGCCAAUGGGAGAACAGAUUCGCAUCAACAGGAACUUAACCUGGCUGGAAGAUGGCACACAAGUACCAGUGUCAGUGUGCUCAGAACGUUGUCCUCCAGGAACUCGUAAAGUGUUGCAGAAAGGAAAACCCAUCUGCUGCUAUGAUUGCUUAUCAUGCCCCGAAGGAGAGAUCAGUAAUAUGACAGAUGCUCCUGAUUGCAUCCUUUGUCCCAAAGAGUUCUGGCCAAAUACAGAAAAAAAUUCUUGUUUCCCCAAACCUGUGGAGUUUCUUUCCUUUGGGGAAGUCCUGUCAAUCAUUUUAGCUACUUUUUCUGUUAGUGGGGCCUGUCUGGCCAUCUUUGCAGCAGUGAUUUUCUUUCGUCACAGAUCAACUCCGAUUGUCAGAGCCAACAACUCUGAGCUGAGUUUCCUGCUGCUCUUCUCUCUGACUCUGUGUUUCUUAUGUGCAUUAACUUUCAUUGGAGCACCAUCGAGGUGGUCCUGCAUGCUGCGGCACACGGCAUUUGGUAUCACUUUUGUUCUAUGCAUCUCCUGUGUUCUUGGGAAAACUAUAGUAGUUUUAAUGGCAUUUAAAGCUACACUUCCAGGUAGUAAUGCCAUGAAAUGGUUUGGUCCUCCACAGCAAAGACUCACUGUACUAACUUUUACAUUUAUUCAAGUUAUAAUUUGUACUGUGUGGUUAGUUCUGAGUCCUCCCUUUCCAGUAAAAAAUCUAACUACAUACAAGGAGAAAAUCAUCUUGGAAUGUGCAUUAGGCUCUGUUGUUGGCUUCUGGUCUGUGCUUGGCUACAUCGGCCUACUGGCUAUUUUUUGCUUUGCGUUAGCUGUUCUAGCUCGGAAACUACCCGAUAAUUUUAAUGAAGCUAAGAUGAUAACUUUCAGUAUGUUGAUAUUCUGUGCUGUCUGGAUCACCUUCAUUCCAGCAUAUGUCAGCUCUCCUGGGAAAUUUACUGUGGCUGUGGAGAUAUUCGCCAUUCUGGCCUCCAGCUUUGGACUGAUACUAUGUAUCUUUGCUCCAAAGUGUUUCAUCAUUUUGUUUCAGCCAGAAAAGAACAACAAAAAAAGUUUGAUGAAUAAAAACUAA